CCGGCGCUCAGGCCGCUCCCCGGCGCCCGGUUUCCUGUUUAAGAUGGCGUCCCCUGUGGCGGCGCGGGCCGGGCAACUUCUGAGAGAGCUGGCGCUCCGGCCCCCGCUCCUGGCCUCCAGGUCCCAGACAGUUCAGGUAACCCCCAGGAGAUGGCUGAAUCUGCAGGAAUACCAGAGCAAGAAACUCAUGUCUGACAACGGAGUGAAGGUUCAAAGAUUCUUUGUGGCAGACACAGCAAAUGAAGCUCUGGAGGCGGCUGAGAGACUAAGGAAAAAACAGGGUCCAACCAAGCUGUGGGCCAAAUACAGGAAUGCAGACAACCAGAAGGCUGAAAAUGUAGAUGAUGCUAAAGAAAUUGUUUUAAAAGCCCAGAUCUUAGCUGGAGGAAGAGGAAAAGGUGUCUUCAGUAGUGGUUUGAAAGGAGGCGUUCAUUUAACGAAAGACCCUAAAGUUGUAGGACAGCUGGCUAAACAGAUGAUUGGAUAUAAUCUAGCAACAAAACAAACUCCCAAAGAAGGUGUGAAAGUUAACAAGGUGAUGGUUGCCGAAGCCUUGGAUAUUUCCAGAGAAACAUACUUGGCGAUUCUGAUGGACCGGUCUUGCAAUGGCCCUGUACUGGUGGGCAGCCCUCAAGGGGGUGUUGACAUUGAAGAAGUGGCAGCUUCAAAUCCAGAACUUAUUUUUAAGGAGCAAAUUGACAUUAUUGAAGGGAUAAAGGACAGCCAAGCUCAGCGGAUGGCAGAAAAUCUAGGCUUUGUUGGGCCUUUGAAAAACCAGGCUGCAGAUCAAAUUAAGAAGCUGUAUAAUCUCUUCCUGAAAAUUGAUGCUACCCAGGUGGAAGUGAAUCCCUUUGGUGAAACUCCACAAGGACAAGUUGUCUGUUUUGAUGCCAAGAUAAACUUUGAUGACAAUGCAGAAUUCCGACAAAAGGACAUAUUUGCUAUGGAUGACAAAUCAGAGAAUGAGCCCAUUGAAAAUGAAGCUGCCAGAUACGAUCUGAAAUACAUAGGACUGGAUGGGAACAUUGCCUGCUUUGUGAAUGGUGCUGGACUUGCCAUGGCUACUUGUGACAUCAUUUUCCUGAAUGGUGGGAAGCCAGCCAACUUCUUGGAUCUUGGUGGUGGUGUAAAGGAAGCCCAAGUGUAUCAAGCCUUCAAACUGCUCACAGCUGAUCCUAAGGUUGAAGCCAUCCUCGUCAAUAUUUUUGGUGGAAUCGUCAACUGUGCCAUCAUUGCCAAUGGGAUCACCAAAGCCUGCCGGGAGCUGGAACUCAAGGUACCGCUGGUGGUCCGGCUGGAAGGAACCAAUGUCCACGAGGCCCAGAACAUUCUCAGUAACAGCGGACUCCCUAUUACUUCAGCGGUUGACCUGGAAGAUGCGGCCAAGAAGGCUGUGGCCAGCGUGGCUAAGAAGUGAUGGCUUUGCCUUGACCCCUUGGAGGAAGAAGUCCAUUUUCCCAUAAAAAAAGAAUGGUUCUCUCAUCACUAUGAAGGAAAUGGUUAUCCCAUUGGGAAGAAACAGGGAGAGGGGAUGAGCAAGAAUCCCAAUGAAGAAUCUUGAAUCUGUAUAUUCUUGAAUAAGAUAUCUAGGUAGCCAAAUAAUCUGAUUUCACUUAUGUCUUCACUAUAUUAAUGUUGUAUGUUCUCAUACUUUUUUCUCACGAUAAUCCUGCUCAGUAGGCUUUGUUUUGCCGACUUUGCAGAGCAGUCUGUGUGGCCAAAGAGUGUGCAUAUAUAUAGAAUUUGAGAUCAGGCCAUGGUUCAUUACAACAGUUUUGGUGGACAUUUAGCCCUGUAUAAAAUUUUUUUUUAAAUCCACAGGCUGUGUAAAUUCAUUUAACAGAUUAACUGUCAAAAAGGUGCCUCUCAGUCAAUCAAGAAAAUAGGUGUCACACACUGUAACAGUCUUAACUAGCUUCUAAUUCCAACAUUUGUUUGGAAAUCCGUGAAUGUUCUGAAAUGUAUUUUACAAUGAAAGAUGCCUUAAUAUUGAAUAUACUGUUUACCUCACACUGAAAAUAAAGUCAGAGAUCUUGUAAUCUUGGAGUCAAAGGUGUUCUCUCUUAAUGUUAAAACUGAAGAAGGCUGAUUCUUAGAGAAAUCUCUGUGAUUAUGUCAUUUCGAGGUGAGGAACACUAAAGAUCAAAUUAUGUUGUGAGUGUAAGUCUUAGCCCCCACCCCACCCAUCACCUCAGAAUCUGCCAGCUGGGAAAAUGUAAUUGAGAGGAUGUGGCUUUUUCUCAUAAUGUCCAUUUUUGUGGUUGGAAAGAAUUUGUAUUAGAUUUUUUAAAUCUCGGUAAAUUUUUAUCUGUACACAAAUUUAAAUAAAACUCUGUUUUGUAAGCUCUAA
Messenger RNA from Manis javanica (Malayan pangolin), 2350 nucleotides. RefSeq names its product succinate-CoA ligase GDP-forming subunit beta (gene SUCLG2). The record is from RefSeq and is a predicted model, not a curated record. Gene Ontology annotation, cellular component: succinate-CoA ligase complex; mitochondrion. Gene Ontology annotation, biological process: succinyl-CoA metabolic process; tricarboxylic acid cycle. Gene Ontology annotation, molecular function: ATP binding; succinate-CoA ligase (GDP-forming) activity. NCBI's taxonomy places the organism in Eukaryota, Metazoa, Chordata, Mammalia, Pholidota, Manidae.